This is a messenger RNA of Ricinus communis (castor bean), 4168 nucleotides long. RefSeq names its product cytochrome f. Gene Ontology annotation, molecular function: iron ion binding; heme binding; electron transfer activity. NCBI's taxonomy places the organism in Eukaryota, Viridiplantae, Streptophyta, Magnoliopsida, Malpighiales, Euphorbiaceae. The transcript has a single exon. Gene Ontology annotation, biological process: photosynthesis. The record is from RefSeq and is a predicted model, not a curated record. The coding region runs from base 1 to 963 and encodes 320 amino acids. Gene Ontology annotation, cellular component: chloroplast; thylakoid membrane.
AUGCAAACUAGAAAGACCUUUUCUUGGAUAAAGCAAGAGAUUACUCGUUCCAUUUCCGUAUCGCUCAUGAUAUAUAUAAUAACUUGUGCAUCCAUUUCAAAUGCAUAUCCCAUUUUUGCACAGCAGGGUUAUGAAAAUCCGCGCGAAGCAACUGGCCGUAUUGUAUGUGCCAAUUGUCAUUUAGCUAAUAAACCCGUGGAUAUUGAAGUUCCACAAGCGGUACUUCCUGAUACUGUAUUUGAAGCAGUCGUUCGAAUUCCUUAUGAUAUGCAACUGAAACAAGUUCUUGCUAAUGGUAAAAAGGGGGCUUUGAAUGUGGGGGCUGUUCUUAUUUUACCUGAGGGGUUUGAAUUAGCCCCUCCUAAUCGUAUUUCGCCAGAGAUGAAAGAAAAGAUGGGAAAUCUGUCUUUUCAGAGUUAUCGCCCCACAAAAAAAAAUAUUCUUGUGAUAGGUCCUGUUCCUGGUCAGAAAUAUAGUGAAAUUACCUUUCCUAUCCUUUCUCCGGACCCCGCCACUAAGAAAGAUGUUCACUUUUUCAAAUAUCCCAUAUAUGUAGGCGGAAACAGGGGAAGGGGUCAGAUUUAUCCCGACGGGAGCAAGAGUAACAAUACGGUUUAUAAUGCUACAGCAGCAGGUAUAGUAAGCAAAAUCAUACGAAAAGAAAAGGGGGGGUACGAAAUAACCAUAACGGAUGCGUCAGAGGGACGUCAAGUGAUUGAUAUUAUACCUCCAGGACCAGAACUUCUUGUUUCAGAAGGCGAAUCCAUCAAACUUGAUCAACCAUUAACGAGUAAUCCUAAUGUGGGUGGAUUUGGUCAGGGGGAUUCAGAAAUAGUACUUCAAGACCCAUUACGUGCCCAAGGCCUUUUGUUCUUCUUGGCGUCGGUUAUUUUGGCACAAAUCUUUUUGGUUCUUAAAAAGAAACAGUUUGAGAAGGUUCAAUUGUCCGAAAUGAAUUUCUAGAUCUGUAAAUUUAUCAACAUCAAGUUCUUAAAACGAAUAACAGUUGGUAAUUAUAUAUGAUCAAAAAAAAUGAAAAGCUCUUUGCUUUUUAAAAAUUAAAAAUUUUUUUAUACCAGAUUUUUUGAAUUAUUUGUACCGCAUUUCUAGUCAUAAUAUGUAUAUUGGUAAGAAGACUAUUUGACUUUAUCCCCUUUUUUGUGUUUUUUUAAUCUAAUUUUUUUGAAUCUAAAUAAAACGGGAGCGGUGUGAUUAUCUUAUUAUUGUCCGAUUUAACUGUCAUAGAGUGCAUCAAUAGCUUUUUUCUAUUCUAAUAGAAUCCCAUUUGACUAGAUACUAAGCAUAAGAUAAGUAAGCGGAAAAGCAAAGGCUAAAUGAGGGAGAACAAAGGAUUCUAGGAAGUAUUAUUUUUUUUUUUUUUUAUUCGUCUUCCUAGUCUUCGACACAAGAAAAGGAAUUUGCCACAUCCCUUUCUUGUGUCAAAAUAAUAACGAUUCUUGAUCCCAUUCCUCAAAGAUUACUAUUCUUAGCUUCUGUUUUUUCUAGGUUUAUCAUAACUUCCUUUUCAAUUUUAUACGUAUAAAAUUGAUUUUUUACGUAUAAAAUACGAAUAAAGUAUUAUGAUUAUUAUGGACCCCCUCGGCCUCGAAUCAGACAGAGAAAGGAGGGGGUCCAUUGAGUUCUUACGCUUUCAUGUCUACAACUCAGUUCACCCGAUUACUUACUACUUACAGGGAUGAACCCAAUCCGGAAUAUGAACCAUAAAAGAAAAUGCCUAUUAAACCGAUCACAAGAAUACCAGUUACAGUACCUAUUAUCCAAAGGGGAAUUCUUCCAGUAGUAUCGGCCAUUUAUCCCACUUCCCUCCACAUUUAAUCAAGUGGUCGUGCUAGAGACAUAAACAGUCAUAGAUAAUUAUUAGAUGAUAUCCUUCCGAUGGGAUAAGAGAAUUCCUAUUCUUAUUUAUUAUUCUACUAUUUUAUUUUCUUCUUCUUCUAUUAAUUGAAGAAAUAAUUAGAAAAUAAAACAGCAAGUACAAAAAUGAGUAAUAACCCCCAGUAGAGACUGGUACGAUUCAAUUCAACAUUUUGUUCGUUCGGGUUUGAUUGUGUCAUAGUUUUAUAAUUAAUUGGGAUUAGAUUUAUCGUUGGAUGAACUGCAUUGCUGAUAUUGACCCCAAAAAAAAAACGGUAGGUACAGCUAGUCCGUGAACAGUCAACCAUCGUACUGUAAAAAUUGGAUAGGUUCGAUCUAUGGUCAUUGGGCCUCCUAAAAAGAUUUACUAAAUUCAUCGAGUUGUUCCAAAGGAUCAAAACGGCCAGUUAUUAAUGGAAUUCCCUGUCGGCUCUCUGUAAAAUAUUCAUUUGGACGAGGGCUCCCAAAUACAUCAUAAGCUAAACCCGUGCUGACGAAUAACCAACCUGCAAUGAAUAGGGAAGGUAUAGUAAUGCUAUGAAUGACCCAAUAUCGAAUACUGGUAAUAAUAUCAGCAAAAGAACGUUCUCCUGUGCUUCCAGACAUACUGAGCUCCACAUAUUCUUGUACAAUCAAAAGGGAUCGAUUCUGUAAAAGAUGAGAUCAGUAAAUGCAAUUUCACUGAAAUUGAAUCUUUGUGAGAUCGUCAAUAUUGUACCAAAGGUUUCUUUAAAGUAUACCGAAUCAGUAUAGCUAUCCUUCUUCUGACGCAGCAACGCAACUUCAAUCAGUAUCGAAAUGAAAUCUUAGAUAAUCCCUUUCUUCUUUUCUUUUUCUUGUUGCUGUAGAACUGUGUACCAUAAGAUAAGGUCGGGUAAAAUGCGAAUUCAACGGGUUACAAUAAUAAUUCAUGGAGGAGAUUAUCAUAUUUCCGCAAUUCAAUUAGAUGUGAAUGGAUGUGAAAUCAAAAACUUUUGUGCUUUUGUGGUUAUAGAAGAGUUUUUUGUUGGAAUCCCAACUCCCCCCCCCCCCUUUUUUUUUUUCAUUUUGUUUUUCAUUUUAAGGAAUUGGUUAAUCAUCUAUUAAAUUAACAAGUACCAAUAGUAGAGAAUAUUCGAUGAAAGAGAAAGAAGGAGAACAAGGAAAAAAUAAUUGUAAUAAUCAAUAUUCGUGAUGCACGUAUUUGUGUAUUAGAUUUAAAAGGUCUUUCUUGACACUUAACUACAUGUUUUUUCGUUUUAAUAUUAAUAUAAUAUGGAACGAAAAAUGUAAAAUCUAGAAAAGAAAAGGAUAAUUGAAAUUACUAGUCUUAGAAUCUAGUUGUACAAAAAACAAAAAAAAAAAGAAAGAUUUUCUUUUUUGAGUGAUCUGAUCGUGCGAUACUUUUUUUCUUCUUAUUUUAUUGUAUUGGAUUGGAGAUAUUAUGUGAAUGAAUCAACUAAUAAAUCUAAUAAGUUAAAUUCAAAUUUAAAAUAAAAAUAGAAAAAAGUAAAAAAAAAAAAGUAAAAAGGAAAAGGUAUUCUAAAGAAAAAUAGAGGGUCGUUUUCAUUUUAAAAUGUAAAAAACGAUACAAAUUUGAUACAAAUAUACAAAUACUAAAUAAAUAAACUAAAUAAACUAAAAGAAACUAUCAAAAUAGAAAUAAUGUUCCAAUUUUUUUUUAUUUUUUAUUUUGUAGUAAUUUCCGUAGUGAUUCCAAGAAAGUUUUUUGAAUGAAGUUAUACAACAUAGUUUUUUUAUUAAUUUUUAUUAAUAUUAUUAAUAUUUUUUAUUUUUAUUUAUUUAUUAAUAUUUAUUUAAUUAUUUUAAUUAUUUAAUAAAUUAAUAUUUAAUUAUUGUAAUAUUAGUUUUCUAUUUUAUUCUAUAGUUGUUCAAGGAAUCUCUCGAUUCGGAAUCAAGAGAAUAUAAGCGGAUGUCAUAGAUGAUAAAUUGAUUUCUUUCUCUACCUAUAUCAUAUCACUCUAUUUUUGAGUGCUGUCUAUAAUCUAUAAUGAUAAUGAUUGAUAAAUGAUUGAUAAAUAAAAAUAAAUAAAAAGUGCCCAAUUGAACUUUUUCUUCAAUUGGUAUUUUUGUUUAUCUUCGUAUCUUUUAUCUUUCAAAAAAUCGAACUUAGGAAAGUACUUUUGCUUUACAAGUAUAUGUAUAAAAAGGUUUAUUUAGUUUCUAUAUGCUUACUAUAACUAGUUAUUUCGGUUUUCUACUAGCGGCUUUAACUAUAACCUCAGUUCUAUUUAUUGGUCUGAGCAAGAUACGACUUAUUUGAAAUAAAUUGAAUGAACAAUUUAUAAAAAAA